CCGUCCUAGCUGGCUCCCAGGGAGUUUUCAUCUUGGUGUUCCACUGUUUCUUCAACGCCACAGUCAUGACGGCCUUCCUUGACUCCCUGCCCGACAAGCUCUCCUUCAAGUUGUCCAAGCUCGUAAGGACUACACGGGACUCCCGCUAUGCCAAGAGAAGCCCAUCCGUGUCUCCGGAUUCAAGCAUCAAGCGGCGUCCGACUCUGGCCAUCGGACUUCACAAGACACAUGAAACACACAGACCAGGGCGAAAAUAUUCAGAAAACCUUAGAUAUAUCACUAGUUCAAUGAAUUACGUAGGAAAGUGUGAGUGCGCUAAAAGAACCAAAGGAACAGUGGAGCAGAAGCAAGAACAUAAAGUGCGCUUCUCUUUCAACCAGACUCCGUCGCUGCAGCAAAGCCAAAGCAAAUCUACGGCGAACUGGAAUCGCAAGCGAGCCAGCAGCGAAGCGUCACGAGGCACCCGCACCUCCGUCCUAGCUGAAGAAUGCAGUCGCCGAUCAUCGAGCACGUCUGACACCUCAGUGGGAAGUUACGAGUCGUACAAUCGGGGCCUUCUUCUCUUACAACUUCAACGGCCGUCACGAUAAAGACGCCAUCUUCACUCUCACUGGUUUAUGUCUUUGGAGUCUUUGUCCACUGUCUGCGAGUCCGAGUCAUAGACAAUUUGAAUCAUUUGGUGCAUCUCCAAAAUCACCACAAUCUGUUGAGGAAAUUCGACGGUCGCUCAAAUCAGUGGGGGAAGGCAAAUUGAAAAGCCAAAUAAAUAAAAGGAAGGAAAUUAAAAAAGGAAAGGAAAAUCACCCGAAUUUAGGGUGAAUUCAAAGAUUUUCCUCCCAACCGAAUCGUUUGAAAUUUGAAUAUCGCCUGAAUCUGACGGAGGAAAUUCGGAAAGGUUUUUGUGUGGUUCACAGCAGUUUUCGUGUUAAAAUGAUCUUUUCUUACAGUAAUUCAUUCGGAUCAUUUGAUUAUUUCUGUGAGGUUCACAAUGUUAUCAGUACACUAUACAUACGGUAUUUCAGUAUAACGUAGUAGAGAGGCAUAACCCUAGGAAAUGCAAAGAUUUCACUGGCAAACAUUUACAGUGGUAAACGCUGUUUUGUACAUUGAGAAAAAAAAUCAAAAUUUCAUGAGAAAUAAAAUUUUCCUAAUUGAA
Molecule: messenger RNA, 1156 nt
Organism: Hyalella azteca
Lineage: Eukaryota; Metazoa; Arthropoda; Malacostraca; Amphipoda; Hyalellidae
Exons: 5
Coding region: 66-590 (174 amino acids)
Source: RefSeq, a predicted model, not a curated record